This is a messenger RNA of Capsella rubella, 1137 nucleotides long. RefSeq names its product glutathione S-transferase T3-like. The record is from RefSeq and is a predicted model, not a curated record. NCBI's taxonomy places the organism in Eukaryota, Viridiplantae, Streptophyta, Magnoliopsida, Brassicales, Brassicaceae. Bases 130 to 957 code for a protein of 275 amino acids. The transcript is spliced from 2 exons.
UUGUCUGAAGUGAAGCUUCUCGUGAUCUUAAAAAUUAAAACUUUCGUUCUCCUGAGAGCAAAUUCAGUGGAGUUUUGAAAGUGAGAAAUCAAGAGAGGCUUAAAGCAAAUCAGAGUGAUUGGUGAAUCCAUGCAAAUCUCCUUCUCAGGUCAGGAACCAAAUCAGUGUGAGAGUUAUGGUGUGAAUGAGCAAAUGCGGAUGAGUCAUGAUCCAAGCCUAGAUGAAGCUCAACCUAAGAAGCCUAAACAAAGAAGGAAGUGGUCACACAUGGAAGACUUGGUGCUCGUCUCAGCUUGGCUCAACACUAGUAAGAUUGUUACUGUUGUGAAUGAGCAAAACAACAGUGCGUUUUGGUCACGUAUUGCAGCUUAUUAUAAUGCUAGUCCUAAGCUAGCUGGUGUGGAAAAGAGAGCUUCCAGUUCUUGUAAACAAAGGUGGCAGAAGAUUCACGAUAUGGUACGCAAGUUUGUAGUAAGUUUUGAGGCUGCAACAAAACAGAAAUCAAGUGGCCAGGGUGAUGAUGAUGUCAUGAAUUUGGCUUACCAGAUCUUCUUGAAUGAUCACAAGGUGAAGUUCUCCAUUGAGCAUGCUUGGAGGGAGCUAAGGCAUGAUCAGAAAUGGUGUAGCUUUGCAUCUCCUACAGAUAGAUCUUCAAAGAGAAGAAAAUAUGAUGAUCUCUCUGCACAGUCAUCAAGCUCUUUUCUAGUUACACAUGAAGAGGAUCAAGCUCGUGGUCCUGUUGUUACAAAGUCCAUAUGUAAACAGCUUGUGAGCCAGCCAACCCCAGUGGUUGAAGAAGGAAAGGCUCUGUUGGAGUUUCAAGGCAUGUGGGAGAUAAAGGAGAGGCUGUCGAAGAACAAGUUGCUGGACAGUCUUCUUGCAAAAACAGAGCCACUUUCUGAUAUGGAACUGGCUUUGAAGAACAAACUAAUAAACGACAUGUUGUCUAAUUCUUGAAUGAGUUUCUGUUUCUGUUUGUGUCAUGAUCUUUAAAAGUUUCGGUAUGAUCUUGAUCUGAUUUCGUUUAUAUUGAUCUUGAUAUGCUUAUGUUUCUAUUGACUUUGACAUUUUCUGUCUAAUGAAUCAGUUUGUAUGUUUGAAUAAAUCAAAUCAAUCUAAUGAAUCAGUUUUGAUCUA